Messenger RNA from Xyrauchen texanus (razorback sucker), 7277 nucleotides. Its product is annotated as protein mono-ADP-ribosyltransferase PARP4-like. The transcript has 34 exons. Bases 180 to 5462 code for a protein of 1760 amino acids. Gene Ontology annotation, molecular function: NAD+ poly-ADP-ribosyltransferase activity. NCBI's taxonomy places the organism in Eukaryota, Metazoa, Chordata, Actinopteri, Cypriniformes, Catostomidae. The record is from RefSeq and is a predicted model, not a curated record.
ACUGAACUUAACCCAGUCAGAUUAUAAUCGUCUUUAUAUAUGUUUUGUUCUAAAUGUAGCAUACGACUCUAAAUUUAUCAACGGUAAGAUGCUAUUCCGUCUGCUAAUGACAUGCUACUGACUCAGGAGAGAGAGAGUUACUGCGACAUGAUUUAAUAUCUUCAAUUUCUAGUGGCAUAAUGGCAGUUUUUGAGAACUGUACUGUAGUAUUAGAUGUGAAGAAUUUGCCUUUUAAAGAGAAGAGUAAGUUGAGGUCAGCACUUCUGGAUAAUGGAGGCAACAUCUCCUAUGUCGUCAACAAAGAGUGUUCAUUUGUAGUCACAAGCAGUCUGGAUGACCUGAGCAGUAACCGACAGCGCAGCAUUCAGAAGCACAACAUCCCAGUGGUUGACUUGCAGUAUGUGCAGAGUUGUCUGGAGAAAGGACAUCUUCUCCCUUUGACAGAGCAUAGCUUGGCCCCACAGCUGUCAAAUCACAGAUCUGAACCCCUCCCCAAUCCAGAGAUAAAAGAGUCGACCCAGCUAUCAGGGAAGUUCAAAGGUCAGACUCAACUCAGGAGCACUGAGACUGAGAUUCUUGAAAAGGGUGGAUCCCAUCUUGGCAAGUUCAGAGUUUACAAAGGAAGUUACCAUGACCUGCCUGAAUUUCCCUCUCAUUUUCAAGUGGCCAAGUAUUCCAUUUUUGACAAUGUCAAACCCAAGACUUUGUCAGUUUUGGAGCUACAGAGUGCCAAAGGAAGUGCUGGCCAGCAGUAUCGUGUAUUGUGUUCCAUGUUGCGUGAAACAGAGACAGCAGUGGUGCAGGACAAGCUUGUGUAUUGUGUGACCUCUGAGGAUGCUGUGGAAGCCUAUCAGAUGCUGAUGAAGGAGAUGGAGGCUCAGGGUUUCAAACAGAUACACACACUUCCUCCUGAGGUUGAGCGCUUGGCAUCCUACAGCUUGCAGCAGCUUCUGUUGGAGGAGAAGCUGAACUGCAGUACAUUAUCACAGGACGUGGGUGUCUUUGUGGAGCUGGUCUGGACGGAAGCUCUUGGUUCCCUUAGCAACAUCCUGACGGUCCCUGUCUCCAGCAUCAGCCUUAAUGAUGUGAGUCGGGUGGAGGGAUUGCUGCUGCAGGCACAAAAAACUCAAAAAGAGGCUGAAGUCAAGGCCCUGCUAGAGGAAGUCGACACUCUUCUACCCCUCAGAAUGAUCGACCCUCCUUCCAAACAGAAACUUGUGUCUCAGAAACUAGACCUUUGUCAGCUGAUCAGAGAUAUUGUGAAUGUGAGUGAAGCCACUCUGAGAAGCCCCUCACCCUCCUCUCUGGGAAAGUAUCGUGCUUUGAGAUGCAGCAUUGAAGUUGUUCCAUCACAAAACCCUGAGUUUCAUGUUGUUUCUCAACUACUUAAGGACAGGCCUGUUCAGAUUCAGCAGAUAUUGCGCGUAAACAGAGGGGUGGAGCUUCAAAUGUUUAAGGGGGAGCUAGGCAAUAUUAAGCUCCUCCUCCACUCUUCUAGUCCCAGAAGUUUUGUUGGAAUACUGUCACGGGGUCUGCUGCUGCCCAGAGUUGGAGUCGAACAGCAUGGAAUUGAGAGGACAGAUAUUGGGAAUCUUGGAGGAGGCAUCUACUUCAGUGACUCUCUAUGGACUAGUUUGAAGUACUCCAAGCCCAGUGUAACAGAUGGCUCUCGGCUGCUGUUGGUGUGUGAGGUGGCUUUGGGCCAGUGCAAGAAACUUCUAAAAAGAGACACCACUUUGACUUCUGCCCCUGAGGGGUACAGCAGUGUACAUGGAGUCUGCCGAACCCCAAAAACAGCUUCUGAAUUUGAGGAUGAUGAGUAUGUAGUAUAUAACCAAGACCAGAUUAAAUUGAAGUAUGUGGUACAGUACACUCUGGAGGAGGACCAGUUAAAAGUUUUCCAGCCUCAUGUGGACACCUCUUUGGAGCUCACACAGCCCACUGACACAACCUCUGACUUCUUGUCCAGUGAUGACAGUGGGAGUUUGGAGUGUACUAAGAAUCCUCUAGAGGAGAUGACUGCAGGGUUGCUGGACAGCAGUGGUCAGAAACUUCCUCUACAGGCUGUCCAUGUAAGAUGCAAGCUCAUGGACCUACUUUGUCAGGUCAUCAUUUUUCAGACUUACACAAAUCAGAGUGCUGUUCCUAUUGAAGCAAAGUAUGUCUUUCCACUGGAGGAGACGGCAGCAGUGUGUGGAUUUGAAGCCUUUAUCAAUGGAAAGCACGUCAUUGGAAAGGUAAAAGAGAAAGAGCAGGCUCGUAAGGAGUACAAACAAGCAAUAGAGAAAGGCCAUGGAGCCUAUUUAAUGGACCAGGAUGCACCUGAUGUAUUUACUAUCAGUGUGGGGAACCUUCCUCCUGGAGCCACAGUUUUGAUCAAGGUGACCUUCAUCACUGAGCUGGUGGUGAGAGCAGGAUCCAUAAUCUUCUCGCUGCCUGGCAGCGUUGCACCAUGGCAACAGAGCAAUGCCAUUAAUCAGAGAACUCAGGGAACUGUUGAGAAGGUUUGUGUGACAGAGUUUCAGUCAGAAGGGGAGUUUUCUCUGUGUAUGUCCAUUGAAAUGCCUUAUGAGAUCAUAUGUUUAAGAUCUUCACACCGCAUCAAAACCAAGAUGACAGACUGUAAGGCAGUGGUCAGUACUUUGCCAGGACAGACUCUUGGACCUGAAGGGCUCCAGGUGUCCUUCAGUCUCUCUAAGAUCCACAUGCCCAGGAUGUGGGUGGAGAAUCAUCCAGAACAUGAUAGUCAGGCCUGCAUGUUGGUGUUUUAUCCAGACUUUAAGUCAAGUGGGGUGUCCAGCUCUGGAGAUCUGUGCAGUGUGAGUGAUGUUGUCAUUUUGCUGGACUCGUCCGAGUCUAUGCGGGGAGACACCAUGAUGAAUGCUCGCAGGAUUGCCCUUCAAGUCCUCAACUCUCUCAACCGCUCUCUCAAGAUCAACAUAAUCUCUUUUGGCACUGAUUACAAAGCAGCUUUUUCUGCACCAGUGCCCUUAAUUGAGACAUUUGAAUCAGCCAGACAAUUCAUUAUGUUCUCUAGUGUUGCUGGCGGUAGCACCGAGCUGUGGAGGCCUUUCCGUAGCCUGAGUCUGCUGCCUCCUUCACAGGGUGUGAGGAAUAUCCUGCUGCUGUCUGAUGGACAUGUUCAGAAUCAGGAUUUGACCCUACAGCUGGUCCGAGAGAACUCCUGCCACACACGCCUCUUCACCUGCGGCCUCAGUUUGACAGCUAAUCGUCAUAUGCUCAGAGCUUUGGCUCAAGCAGGUGGUGGAACAUAUGAAUUUUUUGACACGAAGAUGAAACACACUUGGGCCGAGAAGGUGCGCGCUCAGGUUCAGCAUAUGGAGUCUCCAGGCUGCAGAUCAGUAGCAGUGAAAUGGCAACAGUUUAAUCCCACAGCGCCCCCUCCUGUUCAGGCUCCUUCACAGCUGCAUGCUCUCUUCAGUGACUGUCACACACUGGUAUAUGGCUUUGUGCCACAUUGCACUCAGGCCACACUGUUUGGAAAUCUGAGUGGACAAGAGAUCAAAACAAUGGUGUCCACCACAGAACUACAAAAGUCAAAAGGAACUUUCCUCCACAAGUUAACAGCCAGAGCGAUCAUCAGAGAUUACGAAGAUGGCAUUCUUGGCAUUAGUGAGGCUGAACAUGAGGGAAAGAAAGCAGAGCUGAAAUCCUACAUCACUGACCUCAGUAAAGAGUUUUCCAUCUUGUCCCAGUUUACGAGCUUUGUCGCCAUUGAAGAGAGGGACCAGAAUCUGCUUGACAUUGGAUUCACAGAUAUUCCUAAACUGAUUGCAGAGGAGGAUGUGGAUAUUCUGUCAUAUAUGGGCUGGACUGAACAGCAGCUUGCACAGGAUAAAUCUGAAGAGGAGGUGUUAGAAGCUUGGUCCAGUGACUCCUAUUCUGGAAUUCACUCUCUCCUUGAUAGUACUAUUCUUUCGGAUUUGUCAACGGAAUCAUUUUCAGUAUGUGCAAAACGAAGAGGGAGGAAAAAAAAGACCAGAUCUUCCUUAAGAGUUGCGUCUGCCUUUCGUGAAUCAACUAUGCAGAAUUUAAGAUCCGCAGAAGCAGACAAAAUCCAGCCAAAAUCUGUGGAAACCCACAGUAACAUCCCCUAUGAUGCUGAUGAUCUAGACAUAGAUCUUGUAGCAGUCAGACGUAGUGGUCUAAACUUCUCACUAAAUGCCCUAUGUGAAUCAGCGAGUCCUGAACAUCCAGCUUCUGCAGCUUUUGAGAGUGAAAGCACUCUAUCUCCUCCCUCUCCCAUGAACUUUCAGAGAUCAGUGAUCAGAAGAAAUGUGUCCAGGAAAGAGUUAUCUUCCCCUACUGUCGCGUUUGGCUCCACAAUACUUGCUCCCUCUCCCUCUCGUGCUCAGUCUCGUUUUUCCCGCUUGUGUGACAGUGCAUCUUUUCGCUCCACGGUUGACAGGUGUCUUACUCCAACUCUUGCUACCACAAUGCCUAUACGUCUCCCCAUUUUUCACGGAUCUCCCUCUGUACCUAAUGGCAAGCCUUACACCUCAAUGCUUCCUCUCCCUCCUCCUCCAGCUUUUGUAUAUAAUGACCCUGCACUUGGCCCUUCUCCUAGUCUUAGGAUUUUAGGCCCUGACACUCCUCCUCCAGCCUUUGCACAUGAUGUCCAUACAGAUAUUAUUGGGAUUUGUGACAUUCUUCCUGCUCCUGAGUUUUGUAUGCUUGAAUCUCUUUCUAAAAGAAGGUCUUUCCAAGCUCCCCCACGAAGAGGUGACCAUCCUUCUUCCAGUAACUUAACUUCUGCUAUGCCCAUCCGCCGAAUUGGUGACCAUCCUUCUUCCAGUAACUUAACUUCUGCUAUGCCCAUCCCCCCAGUUGCAAUGGACCUUUCUGUUAGGCCUUCUGCUACGCUCUGCUCCUCAUUUUCAAUUGAGGCAUAUCCUCAGAUACUGGGAAAAAGGAAAGGUAGAGUUCAGUCAGCGAAAACAUGUGAACCACGCACACAUCUCGAUACAGUGGCCUGGGAAAAGCUGUUUGAGCUUCAACAUAAGGAGGGAUACUGGGAAUGCACUGGGAGGCUGAGUAGUUUCCUCAGACUGGACAUAGACUUUUUUGCCAAUGUCUUCCUUAAGGAGAAAGGCAUCUGUUCCUUGGGUGUGAAGGCUCACAUGGACAUUCUGAGACUGGUGGCCACUCUGUUGGUGCUGCAGCUGAUUCGGGUGAAGAAGCUGGCAGAGGGAGAGCUGCUCCAGUCUCUCUUCAAGCUGAAAGAGUCGCAAGGGCCCAGGCCAUUGCACUGGGAGUCAGUGAAGAAGGCAGUAGACUGGGUCUGCUGGGCUGACAGACAGUAUCCAUGUAUGUGCAGCAGGCUCGAGUUGGGCUGGGAUUGGGAAUCAUGCACACGACAGUUACUGGGCUGUGACUCACCACUUCCAUACUCGCCACUUAUUCCUGUUCUGGAGAGGCGUGCGGUUUUAACGAUCAUGUAGAACCUGGUGCUGGGAGAGUCAGUUUAUAGUUUAGCCGUGUGCAUGCAUACCAUUAGAUGUACGUUCUGAUUAUUGUUAACACAUUACAGCACACUCUUUUCGAUUUCUUUCUUUUUUAGGUUAUUGUGCAUUCAUGCCAGAAAGCCUUUAAGUGUAAAUGGAUAUAGUUCACCCAAAAAUGAAUAUUCUGUCAUCAUAAUCACCCUUAUGUUGCUCCAAACCUGUGUGAUUUUCUUUCACAAAGGUAGAUAUUAGCCAACGUUAAUAUGUAUUUUAUUGCAUAUUUUACCAAACAGUAAAAGUGAAUGAUGACAGGCUGGCAUUCUGCCUAACAUCAUUUGUGUUCCUCCAAAGAAAGGGGUGAGCUAUUCCUUUAAGUCAUUUAUUAGUUUAUAUUACUCUUCUUUAUAUUUGCAUAUUUGGUCUUGAGGUAAUAUAAAAGUAAUGAAUACUAGUCAGAUUAUGCUACUUUGCUGUUUUAAAGUACCAUCUCCAUCCCCAGUGUCGGGUAAGCUACACAAAAUAAAAGUUAAUUAAUACAAAUGAUUCAUUACUUCUUUAAAUAAAUUUAUUAGAGUACUCAUUCACUUUACUUUUGAGUUACUUUCUAAAACAUUUUGCAGAUAAUUUUUAGAUUUUCUGCUCAAUGAAUUUUAAAUAAUGUCUGUAUUUCUUUCUUGUUUAUUGUCACACUCCAGUCAUACACUUAGCACUACACAUUUCUCCCUUACACUUGUUUAGGAGGUGCAUGCUUUUCAGCGGUCACAGAAAUGCAAACAGAUAUUAUAUUAACAUAAUUCAUGUUUUUAAUGUAUUCUACAUAAAUAUUAUUGUUUUUGAAAUAUGUAUAACCCAAGCAAUGUACUUAAGUAACUAAUGUACUAAAGUAAUUAUAUUAAUUGAAAGUCAGUAACUGUAAUCUGAUUAAAAGAAUGUAACACUGCAAUGUGUUACACUACUUUUUGACCUAAAAGCAAUUAGAUUACAGUAAUUACUUUAUAAUCAGCAGGGUUGGGGAGUAACUGAAUACUUGUAACGGGAAUACAUAUUUAAAAUAAUAAAUAUAAGUAACUGUCUUCCACUACAGUUACAAUUUUAAUAAUUGAUCAUUAGAAUACAGUUACAUUCAAUAUGUAUUUUGAUUACUGAAGAGAUUACUUUGCAUUUUAUUGUCAUUUAUUUAAUUUAAUAUUUAGUCCUUUCAGAUGGAAAACAUUUAUACAUAUAAAUGAUGUGAUCCAAAGUGCAUUUGAACAGCGGUGAAACACUUUCUUAUGAUGUGUUACAUUCAUACGAGGAGACAGAGUAAGUUUGGAGCAGAAGAAAUAGAAAUAAACCUUGUGUAAAUUGUUAGCUUUACGCUAAGCUAAAAUGCUAUUUCUAGCCAUUUUAUAUGUACUGUUACCAGGAUAAAAACAUAUUUUUUAUCAAGAAUUUAUUUUAAUAAUUUUUUUUCUAGUAAGACCUUUGAUAUUAGGACAAAAGUCAUAUUCUUGAUAAUAUUGUUUGUAUUGUUUUCCUGUAAAAAAAAUAUCUAAAAUCCUUAAAACAAGAUCAAUUUGAUUUAUCUUGUUUUAGAAACAACACAUCAUAAGAUAUUUAGGUUUUUCAGAGAAUGUACAGUACUGUACAAAAGACUUGUAGGAUGUUACGAUGAUUAUUUAUAUCUGCUACUUUAGUGUGUCAAUUGGAAAUAUACAUUUUAUUCUCCCAAGCAUUCCUUUUACAAAUAGAAAAAACUUGUUUUUAUUAUUUGGGAUGGUGAUUAUAUAUUUCGAACGAAUCUAUCACUUUGUGUUUGAAAAAAAAAAAAAA